GGUGUGUCCUGCAGGAGAAACCACCCCUCCCUCUUUCAAGCUUGCAAGGAGCCAGAGUGACUGGAUCCUGACUUGGACCUCCAGCUCCAGAAUGUUCCUUCUACUGACCAUACUCCAAGCCUUGGCUGUAGCCAUAGUCGAGAGCCAAGGAGAUCAUAAAAUUAUUGGUGGCUACAUAUGUGUCCAGAACUCCCAACCAUGGCAGGUUGCUCUGCAAGCAGGACCUGGGCGUCGCUUCCUGUGUGGAGGAGUCCUGCUGUCAGAUCAGUGGGUCAUCACUGCUGCUCAUUGUGCCCGCCCGAUUCUUUAUGUAGCCCUGGGCAAGCACAACAUAAGAAAGUGGGAAGCGACUCAGCAGGUGGUGCGUGUGGCUCGCCAGGUGCCACAUCCCCAGUACCAACGCCAGUCCCAUAACAAUGACCUCAUGCUACUGAAGCUGCAGAAGAGGGUGCGGCUGGGACGAGCUGUGAAGACCAUCUCUGUGGCCAGCUCCUGUGCCAGCCCAGGGACUCCCUGCCGAGUGUCGGGCUGGGGGACCAUAGCCAGUCCCGUUGCCAGAUACCCAACUGCUCUGCAGUGUGUGAAUGUCAACAUCAUGUCGGAGCAGGUAUGCCAUCGAGCCUACCCUGGAAUCAUAACAUCUGGCAUGGUCUGUGCCGGGGUCCCUGAAGGCGGGAAGGACUCCUGUCAGGGUGAUUCUGGGGGACCUCUGGUAUGUGGGGAACAGCUCCAAGGCCUUGUGUCCUGGGGAAUGGAACGCUGUGCUAUGCCUGGCUACCCAGGAGUCUACACCAACCUGUGCAAUUACCACAGCUGGAUCCAGAGGACAAUGCAAGGCAACUGAUCAUCCAUCACCAUCUGAUCAUCACCAGCUGUCUCUGUACUUUCAAGGCCUCUUCCAUCAGACAUUUGAGUCCUCCCCAAGACUCUAGAGUCCUCCUUAGGCCUCCUUCACACUUAAGACUCCAGCCCCUAGCCUCUUCCCUCAGACCCAGGCCCCCAGGCCCCAGGCUCCUCCCUCAGACCCAAGCCCUCAGACCCCAGCUUUCUCCCUCAGACCCAAUAUCCUUGCCCUUAUUCCAGACUCCACCUUCCUUCCCAGGGUCUUGGCCCUGGAAUCUCUCUCACAGCUUGUUGUCACAGUUUGAGACUCACUGAGCCCAGAGGCUGGAGUACAAAUACUCUGGAUCAAUAUCUUCAUCCAAAGAAGUCUGCUUCCAAAUCUGUCUCUAAAAUCCAAAUAAAUAAAAAUAAAAAUGGAGUCAUCCCACA
Messenger RNA from Mastomys coucha (southern multimammate mouse), 1272 nucleotides. It is a transcript of the gene Klk14, whose product is annotated as kallikrein related peptidase 14. The transcript is spliced from 6 exons. Gene Ontology annotation, molecular function: serine-type endopeptidase activity. Gene Ontology annotation, biological process: proteolysis; epidermis morphogenesis; seminal clot liquefaction. The record is from RefSeq and is a predicted model, not a curated record. NCBI's taxonomy places the organism in Eukaryota, Metazoa, Chordata, Mammalia, Rodentia, Muridae. Bases 92 to 844 code for a protein of 250 amino acids.